CCCGUGCUUCAGCACCACUGCGCUGUCCAGCGUCUCGCGACUCUCCUCUUCACCGGACAGAGGAACUUUCUUCACUGCGAAGCUAACAAUCUGCGAUAGCGCCACAGAGCGCGUUCUGCUGAGAGUGUGGAAAGCGAAUCGAGUCCCGGUAGCGCAGCGGCAGUCCAGGAAGGAGCUGGCUAUGCUGUUUCUCUUGGCUUGAUUUUUUUUUUGGGGGGUAGCGUUUUGCUGCGGCGCUGUCCGUGACAUUGCGGUUGGAAGAGCCGCCGGUGAACCGCGAAGAUGGCGGAGAACGCUGUCAACACCGCUGUCAGUACAACGACAGGUGAGCGACUUGCGUAAAGCAGUCACUAAAGUAAUGACAUCACCUUUAACUCCGGAAAAGAGACCGCAAAGCAAUGACCAUGCAUCACCAACUUACCAGAAAACCAACCAAGGCAGCCCUUCUAUAAAACACACUGACGCUCUGACCCCACCCACUGUCACUGAAAAGAAAACUCAAACCAAUGGGCACGCUUCGCCUUCACGCCAUCCACCCAAUACCAACGCACAUGCAGGUAAACAAUAUAUGGAGGGCUAUUUGAAGACAGAUGAUAGAAUGAGACUUGCCAAGGAGAGACGUGAGGAGAGGGAGAGGAGUUUGGCUGCACGGGAGCAAGCUAUAAAAGAGAAGGAAAGGCGGGCACAGCUGCAGUAUGAGAAGACGGUGGAAGAGCGAUGGAAGCGACUGGACGAGCAGAGACAGAAGGAGGAGCUUCGCAGAGCAGCCGUGGAGGAGAAGAGAAGACAGCAGCUGGAGGAGGAGAAGGAGCGUCUGGAAGCUCUAAUGAGGAGAUCUCUGGAGCGCAGCUUGCAGCUGGAGAACAGGAAUAAACGCUGGACAUGGGGUCCCAACGGCACAGCUCAAGCCGAUCAUGGUCAUCUGAACUCUAUGGACAAACUAAAAUUGAAUCGCCUCCUCACACACACACACUCCUCACUGGCUCGCUGUAACAGUGCUGCAGAGCUGCAUCUUUCCUGUCUGCGCUGCAAAGUGCCCUCCAGUCCUCACAGGUCACCAUACAGAGGGUCACCGAGUCGAAGAAGAAACAACCCUGUGCCUACAGAAGAGUCCAGCGGAGCUCUCAGUGCCCCCAACACUCCCAAGAAGGAGAGAUUGCGUAGAGAGAGGAGGACUGGCUCUCCGGCCACAGGUUCUCCGGUUAGGCGAGCUAAAUCUCCUGCUGAUGUUACCCGGCGCUCUGCCUCACCUGCCACACCCAAGUUAUUGCCUAAGAAUCGUACUCAGUCGCCCUGUACAGUGCGGCAGUAUCCACCCUCCCCUAUGAAACACAGAUCCGCCACACCAGUCAGUGACAGCAAUAGGAAGACAGAAGACAAGCAAGCUGAGGACAUCAAAAGUCAAGAUCCUAAGGAGGGCAGGUCUCUCAAAGCUGAGAUCCAUCAGAACAAGAGCCCUAACAAUGAAAGUUUGGAUAAGGAACCAAAAAUAGAGACAAGUGUUUCCAGCACACCACCUCCAGAAAGAAGAACAAUAAAGAUAGAAAAUCACAUUAAUGGGUCAAAGGAGAAGAAAAGUGUAGUUUUAGAAAACCAACAGAAGAAGAACGAAAAGGUGGAAACCCCUGAGAAAAAACAUCCCAAAUCAAACUGUAAUGAUGUGACUGCAGAUCCUUCACCUCUGAACUCUCCCGGCAAGGUGGUCGCUGGAACGACAGAUGCUGAGGAGGCGUCUCGUCUGCUUGCAGAACACAGACGUCUGGCCAGAGUUCUGAAGGAACAGGAGGAGAAACAACGCAGGGAAUUGGAGGAGCAGGAAAAACUAAAGAGUGAGCAGCUUAAGAAGAGGCAGCUGGAGGAAAGAGCUCGGCAAGAAGAGAAAGCUCGUCAAGCCGAGGAGGAGAAAAGUAGACAAGAGCAGGAACGGAAGAAGAGAGAGCAGGAGGAGAAAAAACAGAAGGAGAAGGAGCUUCAGGCCCAGAUGGAGAAAGAGAAAGAGGAGGCAGAGGUCCGUGCUCAAAAGGAUGCUGAGCGUCAGCGACAGGAGAGAGAGCUUUUCAAACAGCAGGAGGAACAGGAAAGACAACAACGAAAAAAGAGAAUUGAAGAAAUAAUGAAGAGAACCAGAAGGAGUGACGGUGAGAUGAAGAGAGAGGACAGCCCAGAGCCCUUGUCUCCUGUCUCCCACCCCGUCUCUCCUCCAGGUAGUAACCAUUUGAUCUCAAAUGCUGAAGACAAAUCUCAGGCCAACUCCAUUCAGACAACCUCUGUGCACGGCCAGACCGACAAACAGGAGAGUCCAAGGAAAAGACCGGAGAAUGGAUGUGCGAAUGAGCAGAUGAAAUCACCUGCUCACCUGCCCUCAAAAAAUCCCUCCUUGAAUGGCCACGUCAACAUGAACUCUACUGCAGUUAAAACACAAGAGAAAGAAAAGGUAAGUGAAGAGAAUGCCAAGACUAUUACACAAGAGAGCAAACAGGUGAAGACCCAAAGUUUACAAAUGAAGGAGGAGGUAAAGCGAGAAGACGCAUCAGCAGCAAAGGUGCAGGUAACCCCGCUGAAGAGCUCGCCUGAAAACACAGAAACAAAUAUUAAGAGUAUUGUGACGACAGACAGUAAAUCCCAAGUGAAAGCACCUGCAAAUACGCCCACUCACAACAACCUGACCAAUGGAAAAAGCCAAACUAUCACUCAGGUGGCCAAACAGGAGGCCAAUAACCAAGUGAAAACACCUGAUUCUGUACAAAUGAAUGGACAGGCCACAGCUCAGGGACCCAAGAAGGAAAUCACUGUGAAGAAAUCAGACAUCCCUCAGCGCAGUGGACAGGGGAGCUCAACGGUAACUGUCCCGCAAGCAAAGACUGUCCCUCAGGCUGGUGAACAUAUGAUAACACAGAAACCAAAGGAGGGAGAGAACGUCAACCUGCCCUCUUCCUUGACCCCAUUGCCAGAGUCAAAACCCCCUCUGCCACUUAUUCGUCUGGACACUUUGGAGGGGAAGAGCGGAGCGGCAGAUGAAGUGCAGUACAUGGAGGUUAGCCCCAUUUCGAAGGAGGAGCUAAUUUCCAUCCCAGAAUUCUCACCAGUGAACUCUCCCCAGCAGAAUGGAAUGAAUAACAUGCGUGCUCUAGAGGACCUGUUGGAUCUGACGGGACAAGUAGCUUAUCCCAGACUCUCUCCUGCUGCCAGCCUGGGCGACUGCAACAAGAAUCUAAUAGAAGGGAUCUGUAGCCCUGGAUCUGACUCGAAACUCAUUCCCACCAACCCUCUAGCCUCUGACAAACACCACGUACAAUAAUGGUAAUGUGACAGACCACUUUGGUGCAGCUGACCGCAAUGGGAUAACUGCACAUCUCUUUUAACAGAAAAGGAAAGAAAGUGGAAAUGAAGGAAGAAAAUACUCCUGGGCAUGAGUGCAAAAUUUGUCUGUCUAGUUUCAAUGUUGCCCUCAUUAAAAAUGAUGUCCUUCUGCCUUUAAUCUUUACAGCACAAAAACCAAGUGUAUUGAAGCCGUGGUUCAAUAUUAUGGACAGAAUUUAAUUCAAGUGUGUAGUGUUCACCAAACGUGUGUGUUGUGUGUAUGUUUAUAUACGUACAGAUUGCUGGUAAGAGGGUUUGGACAUAAUACUUUGAAGGUAUCUUGGUAUCUUAUGCCAGAGUUCAACAUUUUCCAAUGACAUUGUCAUCACUGGAUAGAGACAGAACACUGAUUGGUUACUCUUAUAUUUUAGGAAGCAUUACUGUAUGAAGUAAUAAAUAGUGGGAAAUAUUAACUCUUUGUAGUUAGAAAUACAUGAUAAAAGGUUUCUUUGCCAGUCGACUCUCUCUCUCAUUGGUAACAGUAUUAUUAUGAACUGUUUUGUUGCGUAAUUGCUGUGUAUUUAAGCUCAACUAACAUCUCCUGCAUUGCAUCACACUGUAUUAAACCCCCAGUUUGCUAUGAAAUGCUUGUACCGCAAGACAUUAGCACAUUAGAGAAAUAUGACAGCAGUGAAUACAGCAUGUAUAUUAUAAAAAGAAUUAAUGGCAGUAAGCUCAUUUUAAAGCCCUAGUUUACCAGUAAUUAGUGUCAUAUUCUUCCUCCGGUGUCAUCACUGUGCUUAACAACGUAGUUUCAGUCUCAGAAGUUCUUUUGACAAAUGGAAACCAGUUAUAUUGGAGUCCUGACUUUAUUCCUUAACAUUGAAGAAGGAAAGUGUUGUGGUCCAAACCAAAAACCCAUUGGUGUGCUUUUACUUACCUGAACACUUCAUUAGUCUAUGGGUGUUAAAGGCAUACAUGUUUGGAGUGGGUAGGUAUGAGAGUUGACGGCUUUGUUGUUUAAUUGUUCUAUAUAGUGUGGAUGCACAAAAAAAAAAGCUUACUUGAAAAACUGUUUAAUUAGCCUGCAGGGAACUUCUAAUCUUCUCCAAGUGUCUCAGCUUCAAUCUCUAAAUACAGUACAGCAGUGACUUCAAGUUGUGAUUACUGUAGAUGAUGUGCAUGGUGGCAUGAGCAUCAAGCCAUAAUUAUAUGCCUAGAAAUAAACCAAUAAAACUGUCUUUACCAGCUCAUGUGU
Onychostoma macrolepis is the source of this 4558-nucleotide messenger RNA. It is a transcript of the gene map7d2a, whose product is annotated as MAP7 domain containing 2a. NCBI's taxonomy places the organism in Eukaryota, Metazoa, Chordata, Actinopteri, Cypriniformes, Cyprinidae. The record is from RefSeq and is a predicted model, not a curated record. Gene Ontology annotation, biological process: microtubule cytoskeleton organization. The coding region runs from base 359 to 3298 and encodes 979 amino acids. The transcript is spliced from 18 exons. Gene Ontology annotation, cellular component: microtubule cytoskeleton.